CUGCACGACCGCGAGCCCGAGCCGCCCUCGAGGCUGCGCUCGUGCCGCUGGAGCAGGCGCGCGCUGCACCGGGCUCAUGGGUCGACCGUGAGCGUGCUGCGCGGCCAGCCUUACAGCUGGCGGUGGGUGGCGGACGAGUCCCAGGUGGCCUUCGGCGUGACCGGUACUGCUGGCGACCAGGGGGGCUCCGUGGUGGACGUGGCGCCUGGGGUGUGGCAGCUGCCCGAGGAGGUCCUCGCGGGUGCCUUCAGUGAUGGGUUCCUUGCGGGCGUGCGCCUGGCACCUCAGCUCCAGGCCGCGGAGAAGGAGGAGCUGCAGCACGACGUGGGCCAGGAGAACGAGCAGGUCUCCCUGCUGAUCCAGGUGUGGGCCGCCUCUUCGAUGCUCAUCCUGGUCCCGGAGUUG
Molecule: messenger RNA, 405 nt
Organism: Prorocentrum cordatum
Lineage: Eukaryota; Dinophyceae; Prorocentrales; Prorocentraceae
Source: the annotation of a GenBank genome assembly